Molecule: messenger RNA, 972 nt
Organism: Oldenlandia corymbosa var. corymbosa
Lineage: Eukaryota; Viridiplantae; Streptophyta; Magnoliopsida; Gentianales; Rubiaceae
Source: the annotation of a GenBank genome assembly
AUGGCGUCAACACCUAGCUUGAUCGUUAGCUUCGGAGAGAUGCUGAUUGACUUCGUGCCCACUGUUUCAGGCGUCUCAUUAGCCGAAGCUCCGGGCUUCCUCAAAGCUCCCGGUGGUGCACCGGCGAACGUCGCGAUCGCCGUCGCCAGGCUUGGCGGGAAGGCCGCCUUCGUCGGAAAAUUGGGCGACGAUGAAUUCGGGCACAUGCUUGCCGGGAUUCUCAAGGAGAACGGCGUCUCCGGCGACGGAAUCAACUUUGACCAGGGUGCUAGAACUGCUCUGGCCUUCGUAACUCUACGCGCCGACGGCGAGCGUGAGUUUAUGUUCUACCGGAAUCCCAGUGCCGAUAUGUUGCUCACUCCGGAUGAAUUGAAUCUUGAACUCAUUAGAUCUGCAAAAGUCUUUCACUAUGGAUCAAUAAGCUUGAUAGUGGAGCCAUGCCGAUCUGCACAUUUGAAGGCAAUGGAAGUUGCAAAGGAAGCUGGGGCUUUACUUUCUUAUGACCCAAACCUUCGUCUCCCACUCUGGCCUUCGGCUGAGGCAGCGAAGGAGGCGAUUUUGAGCAUUUGGGAAAAGGCUGACGUGAUCAAAGUUAGCGAUGUCGAGCUAGAGUUCCUCACCGGAAGUGACAAAAUCGACGAUGAAUCUGCACUGUCCCUCUGGCACCCUAACUUGAAACUCCUCUUAGUAACCCUUGGAGAAAAGGGGUGCAACUACUACACUAAGAAUUUCCAUGGAUCCGUGGGUACAUUUCAUGUCAAUACCGUUGAUACAACUGGAGCCGGCGAUUCUUUCGUGGGAGCUCUGCUGACUAAGAUCGUUGACGACCAAGCUAUCCUCGAGGACGAAUCAAGGUUGAAGGAAGUACUCACAUUUGCAUGUGCAUGUGGAGCUAUAACAACUACCAAAAAGGGGGCAAUCCCUGCACUACCUACUGAAUCUGAAGCUCUCGCUCUUAUCAAGGGAAACUAA